AUGGUCAAUGUCUUUGCAGUACCUGGUAAGGGAUACGCCCCAGAAGAGGCUGGAAUCUUUUUCAUCGUUUUCCGCGAGACGCUGGAGACCAGCAUUGUUGUGUCGAUUCUCCUUGCUUUCAUCAAGCAACAAGUAGGCCCAACUCAGGAUAUCGUCGUAUAUAAAAAACUACGAAAACAGGUCUGGCUAGCGACAGCAUUGGGCCUGGCAAUCUGCAUCAUUGUCGGUUGCGGCCUCAUCGGUGCGUUCUAUGGCGUCGGUGUUGAUGGCUGGGGCAAGGCAGAGGAGAUCUGGGAGGGCAUCUUCAGCUUGAUAGCCACCGUCAUCAUCACCAUCAUGGGUGCUGCUCUCCUGCGUGUCUCCAAGAUGAAGGAGAAGUGGCGGGUCAAGAUUGCCAAGGCCCUCAAGGCCAAAGAUCGCGCAUCGGUCGGGAAAUUCAGCCUGAAGCGAUGGGGCGAGAAAUACGCCAUGUUUAUUCUUCCGUUCAUCACCAUUCUAAGAGAAGGCCUGGAGGCUGUCGUCUUUAUUGGCGGUGUCAGUCUUGGAGUUCCAGCGUCCUCCAUCCCCGUUGCAACCAUUACGGGUCUGUUGGCUGGAUGCAUCGUGGGCUAUCUGAUCUACAAGGGUGGAAACUUUGCUCCAAUCCAAUUAUUCUUGAUCUUCUCCACCUGCGUCUUGUAUCUUGUCGCCGCUGGUCUAUUUACCAGAGCUGUCGGUUACUUUGAAAUGAAUACUUGCUGCAGCCCUGAGCUCAACGGCGGCGGUGGAUGGGGCAUCUUCAACGCGAUUCUAGGCUGGACCAACUCUGCGACGUAUGGGACAGUGCUUUCCUACAAUCUCUAUUGGCUGGCGGUGAUUCUAGGGUUCCUGGCCAUGAUGUACAACGAGAAGAAGGGCCACUGGCCGUUUAUGAAGCCGAAGAAGGUGGCUGCUUCCGAGCAGCUGUCAUCAUCGGACGGAGAGGCCGGUGUUGUGGACACGGCCGAGAAGGCGAUCGAAAACACGGACACGACGCCUUCUAUGGCAGUUCGGCCUGUCGAAUUCUACGGCUGGUGA
Molecule: messenger RNA, 1056 nt
Organism: Rasamsonia emersonii CBS 393.64
Lineage: Eukaryota; Fungi; Ascomycota; Eurotiomycetes; Eurotiales; Trichocomaceae
Product: Plasma membrane iron permease
Exons: 6
Coding region: 1-1056 (351 amino acids)
Biological process (GO): iron ion transmembrane transport
Cellular component (GO): plasma membrane; high-affinity iron permease complex
Molecular function (GO): ferrous iron transmembrane transporter activity
Source: RefSeq, a predicted model, not a curated record